Molecule: messenger RNA, 1275 nt
Organism: Aplysia californica (California sea hare)
Lineage: Eukaryota; Metazoa; Mollusca; Gastropoda; Aplysiida; Aplysiidae
Exons: 7
Coding region: 191-862 (223 amino acids)
Source: RefSeq, a predicted model, not a curated record
UUCCGUUUCCUUCACCUAUUGUCGAAAAAAAGAAGGGAAAAUGAAAUAAUAUACACGGAGUUGUGACUAAAGUUGUAGUUGUAGGGUUUUGAGUAGCAGAAGAUAGAGUAACUCUAUCGACCACAUCCCUUUACACCAUCUACAUUCAUCAUAAUCAUCGUCGUCAUCAUCAUCAUCAUCUCGGCUCAAGAUGUCGGCUGAGUUCCCAGCUUAUUUUCACUCAAAUCUGAGGCAGCCACCAACUACACUGUGUUCAGUGCACGUAGAUGAAAAGAUGAAAGACUGGGAGAGGGGAAAUUUCAAAACAGAGAGGAGUCCGUACGUUGUGAACGGCGUACCAAUCUCCCGCUCGGUAGAGGGUUGUUGUAUCAAGGACCCCUGCUCGUGCCGAUCUGACGUCAUCUUCUACAACGGUCAAGCCUACGACCAGAAGCCAUAUAUUGAAUGCCAUCUCCGCACCAGACCUGGAGACGUAAUGUAUCUGGAGGGAAAACUCAUUCCGCCUUUCAAUCCUGGCAAAUCCAUUUCAAGAUUUGGAGCUUACAGAUCUCGGGGGAAACCUCCUCAGAGCCAAUGCUUCAACAACACCAAGUUUGGCCGGGGACUACACCCCUGCUGUACGGCCUCCAAGUACAACGAUUCAGUGCCACCUUACCACAACACACACAACCAAGCCUUUACAAGAGAGGGUCUUCCUUACGGGGAGACAUUGGGCUUCUUCAGGUUCAAACCAACCAAGAUCUGCGACUGCCGGCCCGUGCCGGUCCAGAGGCUGGGUGAGUGCUGUACAUGUGAGCCAGGAGAGUACAACCCCGCCCAGUACGUGCAAGACGACUGCCCACCCCGCCCAUGCUGUUGCUGACCUCGCCCACAUUCAGAUGCACAGCCCGCCCAUGCUACUGUUGACCACGCCCACAUUCAGAUGUACAGCCCCGCCCAUGCUGCUGUUGACCACACCCACAUUCAGAUGUACAGCCCCGCCCAAAGUUCAACUGGCCACGCCCACAUACUGACCGUCCAUUACAACCACCCAUUGGUGUGUCGAUUCUGCUGUUGACCACGCCCAUCCACAAAGAUGAUGUCCCGCCCACGUGGUUGUAGGCCACAACCACUCGAUAUCACUUUCUGAGCAGCCAAACAAGGAAUUAUAGUUUCCAGAAGAAAAAAAAGCUAUGCUUGUGACCAAUCCAGCCCAUUUCAUUCGUGACCAGACCCAAGAGUUGGCAAAACCAUUUCAUACACUGGGCAAAUAAACAUAAUUCUGUAUUAGCAAAA